AUGGCGGCACCCGUCCUGCCUCUACCGCAGGUCAAGCUCGCCUCGCUGCCCUCCACCCGUCUCACCCCCGAGCAGCAAUACUGGCGCACCUUCAAAAACCCCCUGCUGAUUCCCUCGCCCGCCAAUGGCCCCGUCAAUCUCAUCACUCAGCCUUCGAUCCCUUCAUCCGCAGCGGCAUUCCCGUCUCUCACACAACCGCCCGAUGUCUUCACUGUGACAACGGGCGCUCGAGUCCAAAUCUAUUCCAUCCGGACCCGAAAGCUGCUGCGCACGAUCACCCGGUUCGAUGAUACAGUGCGCGGGACGGACGUGCGGCCUGAUGGCCGUGUAGUGGUGACUGGUGAUGACACCGGCGCAGUGCAGGUGUUUGACGUCAAGUCUCGAGCCAUCUUGAAGACCUGGAAGGACCACAAGCAGCCCGUGUGGGUGAGCAAGUUUUCACCAAGUGACCCGACGUCUGUUUUCACGGCGAGUGAUGACCGCACCGUGCGGCUGUGGGAUCUGCCAUCGGAAAGCAGUGCGCGCACCUUCGUGGGCCAUGGCGACUACGUGCGCAGCGGUGCAUUCAUGCCGGGCUCGAUGGCUUCGUCGGGCCUAGUGGUCUCUGGUUCUUACGAUCGCACGGUCCGAUUGUGGGAUCCACGUGUGGCAAGCCGUGCAGCCAUGACGUUCAAGAUGGGUUCGCCGAUCGAAAAUGUCUUGCCCAUGCCCGCCGGGACGACGGUGUUGGCCUCUGCCGAUAAUAAGAUUGCGGUGCUUGAUAUCGUGGCUGGCAAGCCGCUUCAUUUGAUCCAGAGCCACCAGAAGACAGUUACCUCGCUGGCUCUUGCGUCAAAUGGCGAGCGGUUGCUGAGUGGUGCUCUGGACGGACACAUGAAGGUGUUUGAGACGACCGGGUGGAACACUGUCUCUGGAUCGAAAUACCCAUCGCCCAUUCUGUCGCUGAGUGUUAUCACGUCUGGAAUGGACUACGAGGACAAGCACAUCGCUGUUGGUAUGCAGUCCGGCCUUUUGUCUAUCAAGACCCGCCUGUCUGGACAGCAGAAGAUCAAAGAACGCGAGCGCCAGAAGGAGAUGCAAGCUCUGCUGGAGGGCAAGCUGGAGGAGCACGACCGGCAAGUGGCAAAGAAGCAAAAGGCGCGCGGAUCAGGCUGGGACAAGCGACUCCGUGGACGGGAUUUCAUCGGCGAAGGUACAGAUAUUGUCAUCGAAGGCCAAGAUCGCAAGCGCCGCAAGAAGGAGCAGCCCUGGGAGAACGAUCUGCGCAAGGCCCGCUACUCGGCUGCCUUGGACCAGGUCCUCGCAUCCACCGACAAGACGGCCCAGCUCACUCUUCUCACAGCACUGCGCCACCGCUCCGCCCUGCGCGCUGCGUUGCGAAACCGCGACGAAAUCACGCUGGAGCCUGUGUUGCAAUGGAUCCACAAGAACAUCCGCGAGCCGCGCCUGGUGGAUCUCUCUGUUGAGGUCGCCAUGAACCUGUUGGAUAUCUAUUCAGGCAACCUGGGCCAGUCUGUCGCGAUUGAUAAACUAGUGGAACGCCUGCACCGGCGCGUGCGCGAUGAAGUGGAAAUGGCGCAGCAGGCGUGCCAGACCAAAGGGAUGUUGGAUAUGCUGAAGGCAACGUGA
Messenger RNA from Penicillium lagena, 1629 nucleotides. RefSeq names its product snoRNA-binding rRNA-processing protein UTP15. The coding region runs from base 1 to 1629 and encodes 542 amino acids. Gene Ontology annotation, molecular function: protein binding. The record is from RefSeq and is a predicted model, not a curated record. Gene Ontology annotation, cellular component: nucleolus. NCBI's taxonomy places the organism in Eukaryota, Fungi, Ascomycota, Eurotiomycetes, Eurotiales, Aspergillaceae. The transcript has a single exon. Gene Ontology annotation, biological process: positive regulation of transcription by RNA polymerase I; rRNA processing.